AGCGAAAACUAAUAUCGUACGUAUACGAUACGUAUGUUUAGUUCCCACUGUAGAUGCAUACAACUGUCGUUUUGUUGUAUAUAUAUUAAAUAACGUGAAUUCAUUAGGAAAAUUCGAAAAAAUGAGCUACACUAUAAAUUUAAAAACAAUACAAGCGUGUAACCUUUUAAAUAAUUUCCGUUCAACGCGUUUAAAAUGCCGAAAGAGGAUGUCAACAACGACCAAAAAAGAAUCAAUAAAUGAGCAGGAAACUAGCACCGAAGAAACUACACAUUUUGGAUUUCAGACCGUCAAGGAAAGUGAAAAAGUUCAAAAAGUUCACAAAGUUUUCGAAGAUGUGGCCAAAUCUUACGAUUUAAUGAAUGAUGUGAUGUCAAUUGGUAUACAUCGUAUUUGGAAAGAUAUUUUUGUAGAACGUUUAGGUCCUUCUCAUGGGACCCGUUUGUUGGAUAUGGCAGGAGGCACCGGCGAUAUAGCUUUCCGUUAUAUUAAAUAUUUAGCCAAUAUUCCCAAUCCUAAAAACCGGCAAAGUCACGUCACCAUCAGCGAUAUCAAUCAACACAUGCUUGAUGUAGGGCAGAAAAGAGCUGAGGGAUUAAAAUAUAUCGCGCAAAGUUUACCUCAAAUGUCGGUUGAAUGGAAAUGUGAAGAUGCCGAAAAGUUAACAUUUCCUGAUGAUAGCUUUAAUGCUUAUACCAUAGCAUUUGGUAUAAGAAAUUGUACUCAUAUCGACAGAGUUUUGUCUGAAGCUUACCGCGUCUUACAACCUGGUGGUCGCUUUAUGUGCUUGGAAUUUAGCCAUUUAACUAAUGAUGUUUUACAAUGGCUUUAUGAUCAAUACUCUUUCCAAGUUAUACCACCAAUGGGACAAAUAUUGGCAGGACAAUGGGAUCCUUAUCAGUAUUUGGUAGAAAGUAUACGCAAAUUUCCUCAGCAAGAAGAAUUCAAAAAAAUGAUUUCAGCCGUUGGUUUUCAAAUGGUCCAAUAUGAAAAUCUUUCUUUUGGCGUAACUAGCAUACAUUCAGGUUUUAAAUUGUAAUAAUAUCAUUAUGGAAUUUUUCAUGAACACUGCAUCUUAUUAUACCCAUCACCAAAGGUUAACGAAAUAAAAGUGAAGAGAAGACGAACCAAUUUGUAACUAACACGAAAAACAUCAUUUAAUACGUUUUAUUUCUUGAUCGAAGCAUGGAUUCUUUUUCAAAUCAUUUUUAAAUGAAUGUAAAUAAUUU
Molecule: messenger RNA, 1229 nt
Organism: Glossina fuscipes
Lineage: Eukaryota; Metazoa; Arthropoda; Insecta; Diptera; Glossinidae
Gene: Coq5
Product: 2-methoxy-6-polyprenyl-1,4-benzoquinol methylase, mitochondrial
Exons: 3
Coding region: 122-1039 (305 amino acids)
Biological process (GO): ubiquinone biosynthetic process
Molecular function (GO): methyltransferase activity
Source: RefSeq, a predicted model, not a curated record